AGAUAUUUCAAUGUCUUCAGAUAAAUCGUGCACCCUGUAUAUUCGAACGAGGUUCAUUCGUCAUUCCGCAAUCAUUGCGCAAAUUCUCGCUGCAGUUUGUUAAAUUAAUAGAUCUCACCCGGGGAGAUCUGAAUACUUGGUACUUUAUUACAACAUAUUUCGUAUCUAUCUCGUGAUAACGAUUCACUGAUAAGUGGAUUGUAAAUAAGGCCGAACGUCGCUCGAUUAAUUCGUAUGAUCCAAGUAGCGUCUACGAAAUGUGUGUCGAUUCUAAGUGUACAGUUUUAGUGACCGGUUUCGGUCCAUUUGAUAUACACGUGGUGAACGCUAGUUGGGAAGCAGUGAAGGAAUUAGAAAAAUUAUGGAUAAAUGCCAAUGAAUUCUCUGAUGUUAAAUUAAUCACUGAAGAGAUCCCAGUCUCAUACAAUUAUGUAUCCACACAUAUUCCUCUGCUUUGGAAGAAACAUAAUCCUAUGAUUGUUGUACAUGUAGGUGUAUCACACAAGGCUGAAUGUUUGACGAUAGAAUGUCGAGCUCACAAUAAUGGCUAUCAAAGGAUUGAUAUACAUGCCAAAUAUCCUGAUGAAACAGAUAUGGAGUGCAAAAUUUUGGAAACUGGAAUAGAUACGAAUGAACUUUGCAAUAACAUAAAUAAAAAUUCCACAAAAAGUGGCUAUAAAGCCUGUAUUUCAUGUGACGCUGGCAGAUACCUGUGUGAAUAUAUAUUCUAUCAAUCUCUUUUGAUUAAUCCAACAAAGACCUUAUUUGUUCAUGUACCUGAUUUUAACAAAUAUACAAGUGCACAGACUGCUAAAGGUUUAUAUGAUAUUUUAUGUAAUUUACUAAGAAAUUCUAAAUAUAGAUAAUAAUUUUGAUUU
Molecule: messenger RNA, 878 nt
Organism: Harpegnathos saltator (Jerdon's jumping ant)
Lineage: Eukaryota; Metazoa; Arthropoda; Insecta; Hymenoptera; Formicidae
Product: pyroglutamyl-peptidase 1
Exons: 2
Coding region: 258-866 (202 amino acids)
Biological process (GO): proteolysis
Cellular component (GO): cytosol
Molecular function (GO): pyroglutamyl-peptidase activity
Source: RefSeq, a predicted model, not a curated record